GCUUCUGUUUUGCUGCUGUUCUCAUAACUGGACUUGCAGAGCAUGUAAUUCUGACCUACUUGCUAAGAAAUAUUCCAUAUUCUGACAGACAGUCUUUGUUUCAAGCCAAGAUGCUGGCGGAAAGCUUCCUAGCCCAGCUUGCCUACAGAGAUGAAGAGUAUGAGCUCCACCUCUGCCAAGGCCUAAAACCAGUUGGUGGAGACUCCUGGGAAGAUCACUUGAUAGACACAGAUGAACAUCAAGGCUUCCACCCAGAAUCCAAGAAGCAGGCUGCUGUGAAUAUGGUAGCAACAUGCUAUGACAUGGGAAUGGACCGAGAAGCUCACCAGCGAAAUUCCGUACCAAAGCCACCCAUGAAAGAAGGCAACGACAUCCCUCCAUCGGCACCUGUGCGUAUACCGAGAAGAGAGCAAUACUGUGAAGAAGAGCUGGAUUUGUACAGAUCUUGGUCGUGCCAAAGCCUUUAUCAGAACUAUCCUGAUCUCCAUAUUGGGGGAGACCACAUAGCUGACCAUACAUGUGAUUCCGGUUGCAUCAUGGACCAGACCUACGAUGAACGAUCCGCCGGCCCUGUUUUGUUGUCAAAAGAUAUCCGAUUAGGGCAUUCUCCUAUAAGUGAACCUCAGCAGAAUUCCAAGGACACCAAAUUCUCACAUGGAGAAGAAGCCGGGGAGAGAAGCAUGACGCUCCACAAAGAGCCCCUUUCCAACUCCAUGAUCAACAACUACAUGGAGAAGAAGGUUCAGGAACUGUAUAAUCAGUUUUUGGAAGAGAAGCUGACCCAGUGCAGUUCCAUCAACCACCUCCUGAUGUCGAAUUUGCUGAUGAACAACAUCGGCGAGGUGCACCGCCAGCUGUCCCACGACCGCCACAUCGACGCAUCAAAAGCCACGCAAACUCUCUUACAUUCCUUAGCUCUGUUUGGUUUGCAAAACACCAGCAAUGGAAACAGCAGUGAAUUUAGUACUCCGAAUUUACAAAUCUCAACGCCGCAUGGCAGAAGGCAACCCUCAGGAGUGUGGUACGCAUCGUGACGGAAAUAAAUUGCUCCUUUAAAAAGACGGUUUGGCUUAAAGAAAAGAUGAUUGGUUAAUUAAUGCAUAGAUGCAUUCACCUUUAAGGUACCUCCAGGACUCUUGGAUCAAAGCCAAUGGCAGACCAACAUGAAUGACUUUCUGAUGUUUGGUUAUGAACAUCCAAACGUCAUAC
Messenger RNA from Elgaria multicarinata webbii, 1209 nucleotides. Its product is annotated as TLR adapter interacting with SLC15A4 on the lysosome-like. The record is from RefSeq and is a predicted model, not a curated record. Bases 111 to 1034 code for a protein of 307 amino acids. Gene Ontology annotation, biological process: regulation of toll-like receptor signaling pathway. Lineage: Eukaryota; Metazoa; Chordata; Lepidosauria; Squamata; Anguidae. The transcript has 2 exons.